AUACCAACAACAAAGGGUGAGAUAGAGAGAGAACUACAGCAAUCACAAAAAAAGGAAGAAGAGAACUACAAUCACAACAACAAGAUAGGGUGUUAGAGAGAGAGACCAACAACCACACAAAAAGAAAAAAGGCUGAGUGAGAGAAAGAGGAAGGGGAGGGAGAGAGAACUACAGUAACCACAACCACAACCACCACCACAACAACAACAAACGACGUUAUGAGCAAUCUCCCACCAGGUUAUAGAUUCUACCCAACAGAAGCAGAACUGGUGGAAUUCUACUUGUGUAAGAAGCUAGAGAAGAGGAGAGAGGACCUGGACCGUGUUAUUCCCGUCGUUGACAUCUUCACUCUCGACCCUUCGCAGCUCCCAAGCAUCUCGGGUGAGCUAUGCACAGGUGACAUUGAGCAAUGGUUUUUCUUCAUCCCAAUGCAAGAGAAGGAAGCCCAUGGGGGGAGACCGAACCGAAUCACGCCUUCAGGCUACUGGAAAGCAACGGGCUCUCCCGGCUAUGUCUUCUCCUCUGAUAACCGAGUCAUCGGCUUGAAGAAAACCAUGGUUUUCUAUGAAGGAAGAGCCCCCACAGGGAAGAAAACCAAAUGGAAGUUGAAUGAGUAUAAAGCCCUUCAAGAAGCUUCACCUUCAAAUGCAGUUCCAAAGAUACGACAUGGAUAUAGCUUAUGCCGAGUAUACGUUAAAUCAGAAUGCCUGCGAUCAUUUGAUCGACGACCAAUGGUCAAUAUGACAAGUGGGACAACAUCAAAUAUCGAUCAAAGCAGCAGAGAGGGUGCUAGUAGUAGCAACUUAGGUGUAAUUUCUCAUCAAAAUCCAUUGAAGGUGGAGAGAGCCGAUAGUUCGUCAUCGGGCGACCAUACUUCUCACACUCUGGCUGAAGAUUCCGUCAACGACGACUGGAAGAUGAUCGGCAAUCUCGACACUCUUUGGGAUUGGAUGGAUUGAUAGUAAGGAAAUCUACGUGGAUUUCUUGUUGUUGCGGGCAUCCAACAUUCACGUGGUGCAUGUGUGUGUCAAUCCAGGGCAUCCAAUGUGCAGGGCAACUGUGGAUGGAACAUAGCCUGAAAGUGACAGUGAUUGGAGAAUCAUAACCACCAAUUUCAAAUGGACGGUUAUGAAUAAAAUGUUCAAUGUCCAAGUUCAACGAAGUGAAACCAGAUGGUUGAGAUUGUUCCAUACUUAGGACUUUUAUGCUCUUCUCCAUCCUCAACGAGGCCAUGAUUUGAACGAUCCAGAUUUCUAACCCGUUCACGCAAGUUGAAAAUGGAUGAGACA
Molecule: messenger RNA, 1289 nt
Organism: Magnolia sinica
Lineage: Eukaryota; Viridiplantae; Streptophyta; Magnoliopsida; Magnoliales; Magnoliaceae
Product: NAC domain-containing protein 90-like
Exons: 3
Coding region: 219-959 (246 amino acids)
Biological process (GO): regulation of DNA-templated transcription
Molecular function (GO): DNA binding
Source: RefSeq, a predicted model, not a curated record